Molecule: messenger RNA, 1170 nt
Organism: Penicillium antarcticum
Lineage: Eukaryota; Fungi; Ascomycota; Eurotiomycetes; Eurotiales; Aspergillaceae
Exons: 1
Coding region: 1-1170 (389 amino acids)
Source: RefSeq, a predicted model, not a curated record
AUGACUGAGCCGAACACGCGGGGCAAGACCAAGGACAACGGGACCGACGGCAACUCGGAGACCAACAACGACAAUGGAAGCAAAAGCUCCGACCAACCCUCCCUAGCAUCCCGCAUCCAGUCCUCGGCAACAAAUCUAGCGAGAAGCGCCUUUCAACCACCUACGUCAACAGAGCUCUCCCAAUCUCUAGCAGCAAGCACCGGCAACAAAGCCGGACAAUCCUCCCUCCAACCAACACCCAAUACACACAGCGCGAGCCGGGAUAUCGCAACACAAGGAUCAGGAUCGGGAGUAGGAGCAGGAUCAACAGCAACAAGAACCCAAGCACCAGCCUUCCGAAAUGAAACCCACCAGCAAGGCGGGGUCGAGCUACCCCCAUUAACAGAAACCGACUUCGAAGAAGCCCUACGACUGGAACAGGGAUUAGACCAAGAAUCAGGAUACGACCAAACUCAAGAUCCAAACACAGACCUCCAAUCAACCCAAGGCCCCUGGAAAGGAAAACAACGAGCCAGAGACCCAACCCAAACGCAAUACGAAACAGCCUGGCAACGCAACUUCCCAGCGACCACCCAAUACCAAUCGACGCCCUACACACCUGACCCAAAUGACGGCUCAGAAGUCCUUUCCCUCCUCACCGAUCCAUCCUUCGACCCAAAUAUGGAGACGGAUCCAGCCACCCUCCCCGAAACACAUCCCUCUCUAGAUCGAUAUGCAGCACCGGCUCCGUUAUCAGCCGGUGAAAUUGAAGCGAUCGAGUCAUUUCGACGGGAUGUUAGUGGUGGCAUGCGUGAAGAGGUAGAUCGGGGCGUUCAAGCGGAGAUGGCGAUGCAGAAAGGGGAGAGUGGGAAUGGGAAUAUAUCAGGAACGAGUUUAAUACCCGAUAUCGAUACAUUCCUCAUGGAGAAUGACCAUGGGGUUGGAUCUGGGGUUAGAACCAAUUCGGGGAGCUCCCUCCGCGAUACAAUCGCAACAUACCUGCCCGGCGCGACAGACUGGAUGGACGUGCAGGAGAGGUAUGUUGAUGAUGUAUGGGGAUAUCUAGAGCCAGUGCUUGAAGCUGCGAAGGAGGAGAUUGAGGAUGAGAGGGUUGAGGGGAGGGGGCAUGAGGAUGGGGAUGGGCCGGCUGUCAGACGGCUGAAGAUGAUUUUAGGGCAUAUGAAGGGGUAG